AUGCCUGCUGUUCGCCAAUGCCUCCGUCAUUCUGCACGACUUGGAGGCAACCCUCCAGUGCGCUCCAGAUCUAGAGUGAUGGAUCCCGAGCCAUCAAUAUCGAGGAUACAACCACCUCCCCCCGAUCCCAAACCCAAGAUGACGAUUCAGUGGCAGAGUGACAACACUCUCACUGAUGCCUUGGUCACCUGGCUCACCGAACACCCUCCUGACUGUCAUAUCUUAUUCUACUCCGAUGGCAAGAAAUCUCUGGAUUCAAACUCUUCUGAUCGUCCCUCGGGAAAGGACAAGUCUCAAAUCUGUUCUGUUAUCGCCCAGGUCAUCUUCCAACAUCACGCAAAAUAUGGGUCUGAAUACGCAAAUGGUCAUAAGAAAUUUUGUGACUCUGUCAACAACCGUAUCACCAGUCUUAAAAACAAAUACAAGCCCCUUAAGGCUAAGUUUAGCGCAACUGGCACUGGUGUAGUCCCUCUUGAUGAUGCCUCUGCUAAAAACCUACAAGAAGAAGUCUGUUGCAAAUUUCCAUGGUACAAUGAACUUGACGCCAUCUGGCACUCAAACUCCUCCUUUGCAGCAAAAACUACGUCGUCCAAGCCUGGCAUUGACCACGCCGGUGACAUGUACAGGCUACACCCACUGCUCCCCAUUCCUGCUGCUGCUCCCGUUCAUUUUGCCGCUGCUGCUCCCGUUCCUUCUGCUGCUCCCGCUGCUCCCGCUGCUCCCGCUGCUCCCGCUGCUCCCGCUGCUCCCACUCCUGCUUUCCCCGCUGCUCCCAUACCUCCCAAUGCUGACUCAGAUAUCACCAUGGACCAUGAUCCUGACCUUGACGAUGACAAUUUAUAUUCUUCUGCCUUCCGUUCCCCUCUUGGCGACGCGCUAGACCACUUGGAUGAAGACUACAUGGAUACCGAUACCCCGCGCCCUAUUUUUGACCUCAACAGCCCUCCUGUUAGGUACCAUGCCAACUCAGGAAGCAGAGGGGUCGGGGCUUGGCUUCAGCUCUUGCGCUGCGCCCUUAGCUGA
Suillus paluster is the source of this 1023-nucleotide messenger RNA. RefSeq lists its product as uncharacterized. The coding region runs from base 1 to 1023 and encodes 340 amino acids. The transcript has 4 exons. The record is from RefSeq and is a predicted model, not a curated record. NCBI's taxonomy places the organism in Eukaryota, Fungi, Basidiomycota, Agaricomycetes, Boletales, Suillaceae.